AUGAUAUUUCUCCCAGUAGUCGUCUUGUUCUUCCAAACGGUCCUGCUUGGUGGGCCUUUUCGGCACGUGGGCAUGCCGCCUACGCUUGCUUGCUUGCACCCUACAAGGCAGAAUUACCCUCGCCUUUCGGCAUUGCCGUUUGUCUCGCCAGCAUAG
This is a messenger RNA of Exserohilum turcica Et28A, 156 nucleotides long. RefSeq lists its product as uncharacterized. NCBI's taxonomy places the organism in Eukaryota, Fungi, Ascomycota, Dothideomycetes, Pleosporales, Pleosporaceae. The coding region runs from base 1 to 156 and encodes 51 amino acids. The transcript is spliced from 2 exons. The record is from RefSeq and is a predicted model, not a curated record.